GCUGACGUUGCUUUUGUUGUCGAAGGAAAGAAAAUCCACGCGCAUAAAGCAAUUCUGAUAAUGCGUUGCACCGUCUUCAGGACGAUGUUCCUGGGCAAUUGGAAAGAGAGCAACGAAAGCGAGCAAAUCAUCGACCAUCACAGCUACGAUGUAUUUUUCGCCUUUUUGAAAUACUUCUACACCAACGAGGUUGAUUUGCAGCCAGAUUUGGCUCUAGAGCUAUUCGCGUUGGCCCACUUCUAUCAAAUGACUGAUCUGCAAAACGAGUGCCUGAAAAUUAUCAAAAGAGGCGUGACCGUGGAAAACGCUGCAUCGAUUUACGAUAAAGCAGUUCUACUUGCUGCCGAGGAACUCAAGGAGUUCGUUUUCAAGUUCUGCAUGGAGCACAUGACUGCGGUUGUGAACACUGAUGGCUUCAAGCUCUUGAAGGAUGAUGUCGUGAAAGAUUUUUUCCUUCAUGCUGCGCAGCAAGGAGCGUUUAAAAAAUGAUUAUUACGCGGUAUUUUCUGCUGAGAGAAGCAGAUUAUGUGUGUAUUUUAUGUGACAGUGUUCUUUAUCUACGAAUUAGGACGCGUAUUCAUUAUCUUAUCUUGACUGCGCCUCCGUGAGCAAUAAGAGU
Messenger RNA from Cloeon dipterum, 619 nucleotides. Its product is annotated as RCC1 and BTB domain-containing protein 1-like. NCBI's taxonomy places the organism in Eukaryota, Metazoa, Arthropoda, Insecta, Ephemeroptera, Baetidae. The record is from RefSeq and is a predicted model, not a curated record. The transcript is spliced from 4 exons. Gene Ontology annotation, biological process: regulation of proteolysis; proteasome-mediated ubiquitin-dependent protein catabolic process. Gene Ontology annotation, cellular component: cytoplasm. The coding region runs from base 61 to 489 and encodes 142 amino acids. Gene Ontology annotation, molecular function: ubiquitin protein ligase binding.